CUGCUGUUGUCUCGACGCGGGCAAGGUGUUUGCAAUUUCGAGGAGCGCCGAGAAGGAGGAGGUGUGGCGUUCAGGGGAUCCGUCGUCGUGGCUCCAGACGGCGCUGGCAGCGUGUGUGUGGCCGAAUUGGUCGACAAAGGAGGAAGACUUGUUUUGCUGCGUUGAGAUUCGUUUCCGUGGAAGAGGCGAAAAGGGAUUUUGCGCGAGGGACGUGCUUAUUGUGGCGAUGGAGAAGGUGCUUAGGGUUUGGAGCUCUUGAGGUAUGGGGAGAGAGGAGUUGUCGGAGGUUGUGGAGAUGGUGUGAUUAUUGUAGGCAAGUUAUUUGUAGAGAAUCGGCGAGGUGGUGAAGGUUUUAGGAAGAGGAGGAGCGGGAGAGAUGGACCGGGACAGGAGUAGGGUUUCAUUUUCGUCGUCAACGACGGAGUCGGAUUCUAUUGCGGCACCGUUGAUUCCGAAUAGGAAUGGUAGUUCGAGCAGCGGUAGCGGGAGCGAGGGCGGGUCACAGCGGGGCAGCCGGAGCAGGGUGCAGGGAGCAGCGCGGUUCUUACGACGAGCGGGUAGUCGACGGUUGAUGAGAGAGCCGUCAAUGCUGGUGCGCGAGUCAGCUGCGGAGCAGCUGGAGGUGCGGCAGAGUGACUGGGCUUAUUCGAAGCCUGUGGUGGUGCUGGACUUAAUUUGGAACUUGGCAUUUGUUCUGUUGUCACUGGCAGUAUUGGUGUUGAGCAGGAAGGAGAAGAAUUGUACAGAGUUGCGGAUUUGGAUUGUAGGAUACGCGUUGCAAUGCGUGGUGCACAUGCUUUGUGUUUGUUGUGAGUAUCUUCGUCGGCAGCAGCAGCAGCAGCAGGCUAAUGCGAAUUCUUCGUUGAGGUCUACACCGAAUACGUCUGCUUCUAUCAACAAUGGGGAAACCGAUGUGAAUUCAGGAUUUGACGACGAUGGAAUUUACAAUGAUGCAAGUUGGGCCAAGCGCCUGGAGUCUGCGAACACGAUGUUUUCAUUUGUGUGGUGGAUUGUUGGAUUCUAUUGGAUCACCGCGGGAGGGCAAUCGCUUGCAGUUGAUGCUCCUCAUGUCUACUGGUUGUGUGUAGUAUUUCUCGCAUUUGACGUGUUCUUCGUUGUGUUUUGCGUGGCACUAGCUUGUGUCAUUGGGAUAGCAGUUUGCUGCUGUCUUCCCUGCAUCAUUGCCAUACUCUAUGCGGUAGCAGACCAAGAAGGUGCAUCCGAAGAAGACAUCAACAAUUUACCAUCUGCCAAGUUUCGAAAAAUCUACAGCGACGGAAAAGGAAAAGGUGAUACUGAAAGGCCACUCGCGGGAGUGAUGACAUUUGUCGGCGCUUCCGCGAACCUUACGGAGCGCUCCUUGUUCGAGGACGAUGCAGAAUGUUGUAUAUGCCUUUCAUCAUACGAGGAUGGCGUGGAGUUACGCCAUUUACCAUGCUCUCAUCACUUCCACAGCACUUGUAUCAGCAAGUGGCUCCGCAUCAAUGCCACUUGCCCUUUAUGCAAAUACAACAUCGUACAUGGCAACAGGAAUCGGACUGAGUCAGUGUAGCGACAAUGGACUCUAUUUGCUGCAUUGUGGUGGUCGUUGGAACGACGUUACAGAUCCUCGUCCUCCAUUGCAACAAAACUGUAUGUGAUCAUGUGUAAAUAGUAGAUGCUAUAGGAAAUUAUUACGCAGCACCUCACUGAUGCUCUUCAAUGGCACCGCUACAGGAAGAGUACUUUGGAUGCGUGGGAAACUCAUGCUUGGCUCCUGAAUUGGGUCCUCAUUUAGUUGCGUUUCGAACUAGAGAGAUAGAUUUUCCUUCAAGUGCAACCAGUGUCUGUGAUCAUAGUCAUUGUGCUCCCAAUUCAGUAAGACUCAUACGACAAAAUCACUCGACUCCUGUGGGUUUUAUUUUUUGAAAGCCUUGGCUGAGGUUAGCUCAAGGAAUAAUCUGGACAGCAAUGGCAGAUUGUAGUGACUUCCUUUACUUCAAGUUGACAUGGCUUAGUGUAAGCUGAUAUCGCUAGAGGUGUUGAGAAAAUGCAUGGUUUUCUUCCCAAUCUAAUCGUGGGGCGUCGAUGAGUUUACACAGGUAUGAAUCAUUUGCCAAAAUGAUAAAUCAAUCAAUCAAUAAUUGGUUGUUAUUUGUUGA
Molecule: messenger RNA, 2141 nt
Organism: Physcomitrium patens
Lineage: Eukaryota; Viridiplantae; Streptophyta; Bryopsida; Funariales; Funariaceae
Product: E3 ubiquitin-protein ligase At1g12760-like
Biological process (GO): protein ubiquitination; ubiquitin-dependent protein catabolic process
Cellular component (GO): plant-type vacuole
Molecular function (GO): ubiquitin protein ligase activity
Source: RefSeq, a predicted model, not a curated record